Messenger RNA from Babesia bigemina, 5139 nucleotides. RefSeq lists its product as hypothetical. The record is from RefSeq and is a predicted model, not a curated record. The transcript has 2 exons. NCBI's taxonomy places the organism in Eukaryota, Apicomplexa, Aconoidasida, Piroplasmida, Babesiidae. Bases 1 to 5139 code for a protein of 1712 amino acids.
AUGGGAUUUUUGAGUGGUUUUCUCAGUAACAUCCACAAGCAUUUAGGGCAGCAUAAAGGAGAAAUUACAGAAGCUAUUAAGUCACUUGAGCAAAAUAAACACGCCGGUAAAAACGGUUUUAAUGCUGCGAUUGCGGAGGUGGUUAAAGGGGUGCGGGGGUAUAAUAAGGCAGUGGAGCAGUCUAAUAAAAAGGUUGAUGAAGAGUUCAAGAGAAGUGUAGCUGACAUAUUCCCGGAAAAAACGCUCUCAGCCGCCAAGAACGCCGACGUUUUCAAUGCUGUAGACCAGAUUAACGAGAAGCUUAGACAUUGCCACCUGAGUGCUGAGAAAUUUAAUGGCACUUUUAAUUUUGAUAAACACAAUAAAACGAUAUUAAAUGCUGUCAAUGACCUAAAUCCUAAUUUAGUUAUUAGAGUUAAGAAUUCACUUAGCAAUGUUAAGCAUGAGAGCGAGCGGCUUAAGGCCUUGUCAGGGAAGGAGAAGAGCGAUUUGCGUGAUAUUUUGCAUCACAUUAGAGACAUUUUGAGAGAGUGUGCCAGCUGUGUAAAUGUGAAAAUUAAGAAGGAUGUUGAAAAGCUUGCCGAUUAUUUGAAAGAAAAAGUUGAAGAAAUUCUGAAAUCACUCGAAAGAAUGAGAAGGAAAUUGACAGAUCAUAUUAUGGAGCUAGGACGAUGGUUUGAAACAGCGAACUCCAUCAUUAAGGUUGCGGAAAACAAGAUUGCAUUGCUAUUGCAAGAAGCGGAGGGGUCGAAUAAGAAUCAGAUUGAGACCGCUGCUGUCCUCAUACGAGAGGAAGCCUCAGAGCUGUUUAAACGGUUCGAAAAUUUGAAUGCAAAAUAUUACGGCGUAUUCAAACUGAUCAAAGGAGAAAACGGGAAAGCUGACACCGACGGUGUUUUGAAAAAGAUUAAGGAGCUUCCAGAUCAGGUUAAGAGAGGCGUUUGGGGGUAUAAAUGGGAUGACAUGAAAAUCGAUCCUGUUUUGCAAGGGGCAAUAGACGGGCUCAAAAAUCAAAUUAAAUUAAAUAUUGAAGCAUACGUUAAGGGUGAAUUACCAAGUGAGCUGCAGUUGACGCUUACGAAGCUUACUGAUAAAAUCGCUAAACGGGAUGAUGUAAGAAUUAAAACACUCGGACACCUUGAUGAAGUGGUAAAAAAUCUAGGAACUUACGCUCAGGAUUUUCCGAAUACAUUCAAAGUGAAGCUUACGCAAAUGGUCAGAGGCAUUGUGGAUGCCGAAGCUGUAAUGUAUUGGCUUGAUGCGUAUGUUAGGGGGAACACUGCUAGUGGAAAUAGAUUUACUGGGAGUAUCGGGCUUAGCCAAAACGCCGAUAUAAUCCUUCCCAACGUAACUAAAAUAGUUGUCGAUGAGGUAAACGCCAAGCUGAUUUCAGUCAGCGGCAAAGAACCAACAGGUACACAAAAGACUGUGGAUGGCAAUUUGCUGGAAAUUCAUACAUUCGUCGGUACCUACGCUGGUCAGGUGAUGAAUCAACUCGAAAGCACAGUGUCUGCAAUUGAGGGCAAGCUGCAGGAGAAUCAAGAUUUACGUAUGAACGAUCCGUCUUCCUCCACGUACCAGUACUAUCUCAAGCACGCAGUGACAACCAUACUCACCGCAGUGCGAUCUGCCGCUAACGGAGCAAAAGACGAUGUGGAGAUAUUUAUGUCAAUGUCCAACAUCGCAGAAAAAUUACAGAAGGCAAUACGAGAUGUCAAAAAUCUUGGCAGUAAUAUGAAGGAUGCUGUAUACCAGAGUAGUUCGGGACAACUCGGCACUCUUGGGCAGUCGAUCAAAGGUGAUGUGGGCACUGCAGCCACUAACAAUGAAGUGGAGAAGCAACUCGAGACGCUGCUCAAAACAAUGGGAGAGAAAGCAGUCGCUAAGCUUCAAAGUGAGCUCAAAGCCCCCGUAAUCGACAAACUUGAAGGAAUUAGAAAUGAUGUUGACGAUCUCGUCAAUGCUGCAAAUAAAUCGCAAUCUGCGCUGUUCAACAAAGCCCAGGAAGUCACCUCCCAUGUUGCUUCUCUGUGCCACGCUAUCAAACAGGCGGCGGGAGAUCUAGAUCCAGAUGGUUUAAAAAACAAACUAAAAGAUUUGACGAAUCUUAUCAAUACGAAUACAGCGGAAAUUAACGGUAAGACAUAUAAAGGCCUUAAUAAGAUCCACACUGACCUGGGUGAACUUAGAAAUCUCCUGUUGAGUGAUCCGAUCCAAAAGGUACAGCAAUUCAUAAAAAAAGAAGUCACAUUAGUAAAAGCGCAAAUCGUCACGGAUCUUCAUCGAAGCGUCAAUAAUGAAGUGCAAUCGGCCAUCGAAAAACUCACCACCGAGGCGCGGAAGCAGUAUGUGACGUCCGUCAAAGGCAUGGUCACGGCUUUUGCAGAAAAGGUCCACACGGAACUCCAUGAGUUGCCUGCUGCCAUAGAAAGAGACAAACAUAUCGGAUUCAAAGGGUUCAUGGGUAAGAUGGAAAAAGGGUUAGUUAGCAAAGUUAAAUAUAUUAAAGAUAUAAAUUCGUCAUCGUCUACUCUACCAUCUCCAGUUAGCAAAGCGGCGCGUAUAGUCCGUGAUGGUGUACGGGACUUCGUCGAACUCUUUGAAAAGCAAGAGGACAUUGAAAUACAUAAAGACACGUUUCAGCAAACUAAGAAUGACUUUAAUAAUCUACUUCGACACGUUGAAUAUACUCAUCAUUUUGACCAUAUGUUCACCAUCAAUCUAGAUGACUUUGAAGGGGUGCUGAGAGCAUUCACUCCUGAAAUCAUGGAUGACCCACAGAGACAUUUGUUAACGCCGCUGAAGCGUGGUCUGCUGACAUUCGUUGAUGAACUCAGCAAGCGGUACGUGAACAAGUACUCGGGUAAGAAAAUCCAGUGGACAGAUACCACUAAUCCGAAGAAAGGUGAGGAACCAACAGCCGACGCAACCAACUGCGCUAAGGCAUUCCUCACAACUUUGGAGAUCCUGAGUAACGAUUUCCAUACGAUGUUAACAGAAUCUGUGAAAUCGUGGAAAGGGAAGAAAAUUAAUACGUAUGCAGAUAAUGUGUUCGGUUUGUGGUUAGAGGAUCGUGGCUAUAAAGUAAAUGCUGUGGAAGGCGAGCAGACCGGUGAACUGCAAGACAACCAAAAAAUGAGCGUGACGAGAAUAUACGAUCUUCUCAACUAUCCCAUUGGAAGCGUUGCCAAUAAAGGAGCGCAGCCGCAAUGGGUAAAUGACAUUGCCCAGCACAAAAAAACUACCAUGGAGCAUGCAUAUGUAAUCAACGUCGUCGACGUGCUACACUACCUUUACGGACAAACAAAGACAUACUACGAGGUCUGUCACUCCCGCCACAUCGAGAGACCUAAAUCGCCAUCAUCCGUCUAUCAAAUGCUCGCGUGGUUGACUGGACUUCCGCACAAUCGCGUGUUCCAAAAAGUAUCGGUCGGAGACAUUGGUGACCUGUUCGAGAAGCCUGAUGAGGAUAGCAAGGAAGCUGCUGACGGGCCUAUCCCUGUUGUAGAUGAUGAAACAUUAAAGGCACACCCAGAUAUCAUCACAGCAUCGAAUCUAUCAACAAACCUUCGUGACGUCUGCGUCUAUGCCGAAGACGUCUUGAUCGGCAUCCUCGGCCAUGGCCACGCGGACGGCAUUUAUGCCGUUGACUUCAACACUAACCCCGACGGUUUCUCCUAUCCCACCGCCCCCGGUGCGUGCUUCGAUAUGCUGUGCGACGUGCUGAAUCGGCUGUACCAACAACUCUUCUUCCUCUACGGCCAGUGCAGCAACGAGGAACCCUCCGUCAGUUGGCGUGACUGUUGGUACGGAAACCAAGUAGGCGGGUCAGCAUGGAACUGCAACACCAUGCAAUGUCCUAACCAAAAGGGCAACCAAAUACACAAGCAAAAGUGUAACCAAAAGUGUGACCAAACAGCUCAGUGCGGCAUAAAAUCGCCACUUCAAUGCUUUUUAGAAGAUGGUCUCCCCGGCUUUUUGCCACACUCCUUCAGCAAGCCGGGUUGUAAGCUGACAUGUACGCUCUCCAACCAUGGAGGUAUCCCUUGCAGAACGCCAAUGGGCUUCGCUGACAUAAGUGUCACUGCCUCUCACAGGCAGACGGGAGAGUAUCUCAAGAAAGUGCUUGAGGGCUUUUGCGGCAGUGAGUCCGCUCCACUAACCAAGCUGUGCGCUCAGCUGACGUGUCUCUUACAAAAGCCUCCGCAGACACUCGGAGACAUCUUCGCGUUCUACUAUGGCUAUAUCACAGAUUACACCGGCGGGUUUUAUGGAGUAAAAGCAUCGCAGACGCAUACGCAACAAGCAUUUAGAGAGGCUGUCAACGCAGCAUAUUUUGGAACGCAAUAUGGAGGCCUUGAUCCAAGUAUAUUGCUUGAUAAUCGUUCGCACCGUGACGCGCAUUCCAAGGGCGAUUUGAUCAGCAUAAGCAGCUGUACGUCUGCGUCAGUAGUACCUUGUGGUCUGUAUGUUAAAUCGCUGACGCAGGAAAUCACUAGGUAUUACUCCGCCGAACACAAGGCCAAUCACCUGUCGUGGAUAGUCUAUAUCACGGAGACAUUCUGCGAUCUGCUUAAAAAAUUAUAUGAUGACUGUUGCAAGAAAUGUGGACCAGCCGGAAGUAAGUGUCAUGUGAAAAGCUGUGUCGAAAACUGCCGAGUCAAAUACACUGAUUCAACAGGGAAGCCUACGACUCUAUCCCCUACCCACAACCAUUCGGCAAAAUGCAAAUCAAUCGUCACGUGCCGUGAUACUCACCCUACCCUGUACAGAUACGGUUUUACCUUCGGACAUCCAUGGGGACUUAAUGGCUCUGGUAAUAAUGAAGGGGCUAAAAGGACUUGCAGAGAUUUUUGUGAAGCGUUGAAAAAGAUGCUCGGUGAAAAUUCGGUUCUUAUUCAAUUACGACAUCAAAUUGAUAAGUUCCUCUGGGAUAUCAGAGAGAAAUUCUCGAUCACUGUAUUAGCCCUCUGGCUCCUCUCUUUCCUGUACCUGCUCCACAUCAUGGUCAUCCGCCUCGACCUGCUCCACAUCAAAUCUCACUUGCACUCACCAUCAUCGCAUCGUAUAGCUGCUCAAUCACUACUCGCCGCAGCACGUGUUAACAAGCUUAACAAAGUGUUUUACCUGCAACCAUAA